Molecule: messenger RNA, 1047 nt
Organism: Didymodactylos carnosus
Lineage: Eukaryota; Metazoa; Rotifera; Eurotatoria; Philodinida; Philodinidae
Source: the annotation of a GenBank genome assembly
AUGGCGACAAUCAUUGGAUUAAGAACACCACCAGCAAACAAUUUAACACGCACAUUAGAAUAUUUAUGUAAUAAAGAAGAUCGAACAUGGAAAAAUAGAAAAUUUAAUCAAAUGCGACUGGAUGAAGUUAAUUGUACACAACGUAAUCAUGCUGUUUUUUGGUUACGAAAAGUUGCUGUAUCCAUGAAUUUUGGAAAUGAUACAUUUGCAUUAAGUGUUGAUUUAUUAGAUCGAUUUCUUGCAACAUUAAAGGUUCGUCCAAAAUUUUUGGAAUGUGUCGCCGUCGGCUGUUUGUAUAUAGCUGCUAAGAUAAAAGAAGAAGAUGAUAUGAUUCCAAUAACACCGGAAUUUGUGAUUGAUUGUAAUUCAUCCUGUUCAACAAAUGAAUUAUUAAGAAUGGAACGCUUAAUAUUGGAAAAGUUUGAAUGGUACGCUGAUCAUGUGACAUGUAUGGAUUUUAUGCAAAUUUAUUUUGUAUUAUUAUUACAAGUUGUAUGGGAAGAAAAUUUUGCAGAUAAACAUAUUAUCGAAAAAUAUACAGAACUGGAAAUAAAAUUAUCAAGUUGUCUUCAGCAUCAUCGUCUUGCAAGCUUUAAACCGCGUGUAUUAGCUUUAGCUUUGAUCAGUAUUGAACUUGAACAACAAUAUCAAACAAAUGCCGAUUGGUUAGCUUGUAUCAGUAAUUUACAAAGGCUUGCUAAGGUUGAAAGUGGUUCAUUAUUACAAUGUCGUGAAUUGAUUGUUCGAUUAUUAGUUUACAAAGCUGUGAGAUUAGAAUCAAGUGAUUUAGCGUUUAUCUCACGUUCUGCUACUAUUGUUAACGAUUAUAAUUUGUCAAGCAAACUUGUGAUGAAAUCAACUGAUGUCAUUAGUGUUGACAAUACGUGUGGUCGUCGUCCAACUUAUGCUGAUGUUGUUUCUGGUCGUGUACAAACAUCAUCAACAUCCCUUGUAUCGUGUGCAUCACAAGUACAAAAUGAAGAUCAAAAAAUCAUUACAUCACGGUCACGUACAACACAAAUAAAUCAUUAUAUCAAAACACAUUGA